Lachancea dasiensis is the source of this 1500-nucleotide messenger RNA. NCBI's taxonomy places the organism in Eukaryota, Fungi, Ascomycota, Saccharomycetes, Saccharomycetales, Saccharomycetaceae. The record is from the annotation of a GenBank genome assembly.
AUGUUAGUCGGGUUGAAGUCUAAAGCACCGUUUCGUUACUUUGUGUCUGGUUGUCAAUCUCAUUACCAUAAUAAUUCGGCUUGUAGAGACAAGAAGCAUACGACUCUGACGAGACGAGUGGACAAACAUGCUAAGCCCUACCCCGAACCCCAAAGUCUCAGGCUAGUGGACUUGAAAAGGACAGGAGAUCUGCUCAAACACGAAGCUACUUCGAUCCCCGCUAUUGAAUAUGAUCCAUUUAAUUUGGUAGACAACCCUUGCAUAACAAACUAUGACUCUGAUCAGUUACAAAUAUCGUUGGACUUGGAUUCGGACACUUUUUGGGUGAAACCGGCGGGUUUUAGUGAGAGAAACGAUUCAUCGAGCGUCGGAACGAUGUCCGGGAGGCUUCGGGUGGUUGUCAAGGGCAGCGAGCCCAUUGCCUUGACAAACAUGCAGACUAGGCUUAGUGGUUAUACUUGCGAAUAUGCAUUCAAGCCGGGAAAGUGUAAAAGGAGUGGUCAUGUAGAAAUGGUCAAUUCCCCGAAAUCUGGAUCAUCGUCAGGCAAAACGCCCUUCAUUCAAGAUGUUAUUUAUUUCAAUGGGCGAGCAGAACUCGAGCGGAAUAAACCCGUGUUGUUGAGACCGGGUAUCUACGAUUACAAGUUUGAGUUCAUUAUCGACUCGCGUCUCUUCCCACCAUCUACGGCUACGCACCUGGGGUCUACUACAUACCGGUUAGAAUCGUUUGUGACAGUGCCAAAGCGCUCCAAGGUAAAUGAUACUGUGCUCUUGACUUCGAGCCUCAACCUGGUGAGAGUACUUCAGCAGGAAGCUCGUGGGGGAUUUUUGGAAAGUGGCGAAUUACACACCAGCUAUAGAGACGGAUUGUUGGACUGCCAUGUCUCGCUUGAUUCCUACGUGGUCGAAUUUGAUACCCCAUUUCUACUAUCCCUACAACUGGUUCGCCAGCGAGAGUGUCAGAUUAAAUUCGUCCAGAUUGGUAUUCUGCAAACGAUCUCCGUGCCAUACAUGAGCAACGAUAACGGCCCCAUUUUGAACGACGAUUAUCAACAGAGGCAGACUUCUUUGUUGCACAGAGUCGGUGGAUUUGAUGCUGCGGCAAUGCGCUAUAAUUUGAAGAUUGGGAAUUUGACGCUGCCGCCGUCGUUGAAGCAAGGCAAGUAUGAUAACAACUUUUUUCCGUCGUAUGGAGAUUAUAAUGUGAGACUAUCAAGCACGCGCUCUUCCCGACCCAGGCUCAAAAUUUCACAUGAACUAAAUGUACUAAUUACCUUGGUCCAAGAAGAUGCAAAGAAAGCUUGUUUGUCUGUGAAGAUACCCAUAUUAGUGGUCGACAAAGAUUCGGGCAUCAACUCGCAAUUGCCGAGAUAUGAACCAUCGGGUUUGAACUUGCGCCAGUGUUCUAGUGAUGGCAGUGACACCAGUGGCGCCAGUGUUUUGUCGCCUCCGGAUUACGUAGUGGCAUGCAGCGAGGGAGGUGAAAUGAUACUUAGUUAG